This is a messenger RNA of Lasiodiplodia theobromae, 3150 nucleotides long. Its product is annotated as AAA family ATPase. The transcript has 4 exons. The record is from RefSeq and is a predicted model, not a curated record. Bases 1 to 3150 code for a protein of 1049 amino acids. Gene Ontology annotation, molecular function: ATP binding; ATP hydrolysis activity. NCBI's taxonomy places the organism in Eukaryota, Fungi, Ascomycota, Dothideomycetes, Botryosphaeriales, Botryosphaeriaceae.
AUGGAUGAUGAACGCGGGCCGGUGCUUACCGCCCCCACCGUCGAUUCGGCCCCGACCGUGACGCCCAGCCUCAAGAAGGACCUUACUCAAGUCGCUGUGACCGAAGCGACAAUGUCUGAACAGCCAGAUCAGAGCUUGCUCAACCUGGAUGCGCAAAAAAAUACCGGAGGUGAAACGGCAUCAGACAGCAACAAUGCCGAGAUUGCGAAAGAGAAGCCACAGCAGACAACUUCAACCACUGAUGCCAAAACGUCAGCUACCAAAGAUGAAUCACCCAAUACCAACACAGAGCUUCCCCUGAAGGGUGUGCUCGCGAAAAUAAAUGAUCUUGAGAAAGAGCUCGCGGAAGUGAAGGCCCGGCUGAAAAAAUCAGAAGCGAGUGACUCCACUACCGAUUCGGAUAAAGAAAACGAGGAGCUGAGUUCAGAAAUCAAACGACUACCCUUUGAUCAAUGGCAACCUGGCCCCGCGUUCUUUAAACGGACAGACAUCAGCAAGACCAACGUUCUCGUUGUCUAUUCGAAGAAGGUGUCGAACUCCAACGCUUCAAGAGCAGAUGAUUCCACAACAGAAGGGGAGCAUGAUAUGAGAGAGAAAGUCGAAAGAGUCCAGAUCAAUUCACAAGUUCUCGUAGAAGAGCUUGGAUCCAUCACUGGCCUCUCACUUUCCAAGACGCCGUGCAUCAUGGUCCCGCCGUUCAAGGUUCUCGUUUCCGAGAGAGAUAAAAUCAAGACACAACUUGAUGUUAGGCAGAAAGAGCUCAGCAAGAUCGAAGAGCAAGUAACAACACCGCCAAAGGUGGGGCCUAAGACGUCGGACGAGGAUGAGAAAGAGACAAAACAAAAGAAAGCGAAAAGACUAGUCGAUCACCUCAGCUGCCUCAUAAACUUCAUUGAUGGAGAUCUGAAGAGCAUACUGGAGCUGACGCAGAAGAUUGCUGAUGGAACGCUGGAGAAGAUAUCUUUCGACAAUCUGUGGUAUCUUUUCAGCCCUGGCGAUAUCAUCUUCUCAUCAAUUAGACCCGGCAAGGGCAACGAUGAUUUCUCCUACCCCCGCGCAUUUUGUGUCCACAAGGUUACGGGUGGGCGGAAGGUUCUGAGCGGCCGAACGACCAAGGCCAGCACUCAGGUACACGACAAGUCCUCCACGGCCGAAAGUGAUGUGCGGAAAGCAGAAGAAAUGUCAAUGGGGGCAAUGGGCGUGACAGUUAGCCCAUUCAAGCUCGACAUACACUAUGUGGAUUUCGAUGGUACCUACAUCGGAGCUCAAACGAUCGACAAGUCCGUCAUCAAAUACUAUGAGGGGGAGAAGAUGAUCACGAAUCUUGAUUUCUAUCCAGCACGGUUCGAUCCGAGACAAAAGGACAAGUUUCGAGAAAUCGAAAAAAGAGGCGAAAAGUUCAUCUCACUCGUCGAGCGACCAGCACACAUGCUCCACGAUGGCAUGACUGUCGGCGAAGAUGCGGAACACAUCCACGGUGAAGUACAGAUCGACUUCCGAACGGGAUACAGCAUGAGCGACGAAGUGGACCCUAAGGCUCUCGACAUUGGAAAUCUCAAAUGGAGUUCAGGGGAAGAUAGUGAAGUCUGGGAAGCGGGAGAGGAGAAAUGCUCGAGCGAAUUCUGCAUGUUAUGUACUAACAACUUCGACGACAACAAGUACGACCACAAGCGCUAUGACGAGUAUCACGCGGAGCAUGCAUUAAAGCCCGUCCACAUCGAUGAUUUCGAAGACGAGCUAGGGAGAAGGGGGAAUAGAAAUUUGUUCGGCAGAUUGACCCCAAGAGAGGUGCUGGGAUAUUUUUUCCGAACGCGUGAAUGGCAUCUUUUUAAUAUGGACAACCUCAGAAAGGUGGAUACCGGCAAUCUGAAAAAGGUAAGCCCUUUCGAUGAACUCGUCAUAAAAGAGGACCACAAGAGACUUGUGCUCGCACUUGUGGAGAGCCACCAGUCGGGGUCGAUCAAAAUGAAGAAGAAGAAAAACAAUUCUCUCGAGGCUCCUGACGUGGCUUCAUCAAUGGACCUCGUGAAGGGAAAGGGCAAAGGCCUUGUCAUUCUUUUGCAUGGUGUUCCAGGCGUCGGUAAAACAUCGACAGCGGAGACUGUUGCAGAAUACACCGGCCGCCCUCUCUAUCCAAUCACUUGCGGAGACAUUGGACAGGUCGCCAGCGAUGUUGAGAAGAAUCUCGAGCGACAUUUCAAGCUGGCUCAUAAAUGGGGCUGUGUACUUCUACUUGACGAAGCGGACGUCUUUCUCGCCGAAAGAGACCGGGUUGGAGACGUUGCUCGAAACGCCCUUGUUUCCGUGUUCCUCAGAACCCUGGAAUACUAUUCAGGCAUCUUGUUCUUGACAACGAAUCGCGUUGGUACUCUCGAUGAGGCAUUCCGGUCCCGCAUCCAUGUGCAACUCUACUACCCGCAUCUCACGAAGGAGUCAACAAGAAAGAUAUGGGAGAACUCGCUUCGGAAAAUCCAGAGAGAGAACGAGGAGAACAGAGCGCAGCAAAAUGAGGACUAUGUGGAGAUUACAUUCACGGAGGAUGUUCUUCUCAGAUUCGCCGAAAAUCAUUUCGAGGAGUCCCAGACGAACCCCGACAAGAAGAUAUGGAACGGUCGACAAAUCAGGAACGCCUUCCAGACCGCUAUCGCAUUGGCUCUAUAUGAACGGAAGGAGCGAAUCCGGAAGGCUGCCAACGAUCAAGGCAAAAACCCCGCCGAACUGGAAAAGAAGAAAGCUUAUCGCUCAGCAAAGCUGUUGAAGAGGCACUUUGAAGAAGUCGACAAAGCUGCGCAGCAAUACUUCAAGUAUUUGCGUGAUCUGGAUGGGCUGGAUCCGGACGAAAGGGCUCAUCAAGAGCAUGUCCGGGCGGUGGACAGAGAUGUCAACAUUACCCCUACCCCAACUGGACGAGCUACACGGCGACCCCAGGUAGCUGAUAGCGGAAGAAACGCCCUUUCUGCAAAGAGCUCGAAAUCAUCGUCUGCCAAAAUUAAGAGACCAUCGCCAUUCAAGAAAGCACCAGUAUAUGACGACGAUGAAGAUGACGAAGACGAUGAGAAUGAGGAAGAAGAUGACGAAGAUGAGGAGAAUCAGCAAGAUGAGGAUGACGGCGAUGAGGAAGAGGAUAGCGAAGAGAGGGACGAAGAAUAA